CACAUGAUCUGUGAUUGUCGCCCUGCACUGGCCUCAUUGUGUCGCGAGGCAGGACGGAAAGCCCAGUAUCGUCUGCCUCUGUCUGUUCUAGACAUGCGCAGAAGCCUGUAACAUGAUGCCGAGUGAGAGAGGUGGUGCCACCAGGCCUGAUAACUAUAGAACAAGCCUGGAAGAGAAAUGUAUUGAUCAUUUGGCGGGCCGUUACGUCUUGCUGAGCGAGUUCAUGUAACCACAGGCAACACAGGUCUUCACGGAAGCAAACGGCCCUAGGUGGUAUGUAGCAGACGAUACUCGAUCCUGUGGAAUAUGCUUACGAUAAUAGUUCAAUUAUCUCAAGGAAUGUGAUGGCGAGCAACUUCAAAGUAUUCUUGGCGUUCACCAAGCAGCCGAAGGAUGAACCGGUGUACCAGAAACAGGACGGGCAGAGGUUUUCAGUCUGCAACACUAUAAAACUAAACGUCAACUCAACCUACACAGUGAGCGUCGUGAUCCGCCCCCAGCGUACUUUAUUGCGACUGCAGAUCGAGGGUGAACGUCUGGAGUUGAACCAGGUAAAGCCAGAACGAGACGAUGACGACAGUUGCAAGUACCAGGCCAGUUGGGUCACUGUCGGCUUCGAACAGAACAAGAGCGGCAAGAGGAAGGAGCUUCCGGUCGUGCUGGAGAUGUCGAACGGUGUGACCAUGAAGGUGGCGCUGCAAUGUAAGUUCUACCCUGAGGGAGAAACACAACACUGCCAUUGGGGACAACCCCUUCACAACAUCGAGUACGAAUGCAACGUGCCAGACGGCUGUACCUUUGUUGACAUCACGAGGACUAAACUACUUUGACGUGAUAAGCAGUAGAAUUCUAGUCAAAAAUAGAGCUUUCCCCUGAAUCUCAACAAGCCUUAUAUGUUACAAUUAGAAACAAAACCCUGAGCAUAGAGAUCCCGAACCCUGGUGUUUGAGGGGAGGGUGGGGCUUCAGAGGUGCCUGUUAGUGCUAUUUAAUGUCUACACAUUCCACCAUGGGGUCGUGCCUGGUUGUGCUCGGAAUCGCUACAGACGUUGUGAAGGAACCUUCUGAACAUUUAGUUGUGUUCUUGCUGGGACUUCCGUUACUUGAUUUACAGCCACCACGAUCAUUUAUCCGGCAUUAGGGUUGCAAGAAUCAAACUGCAGUGGGACAGAUUCGCUGUAAUCCUCUGUUUCUGUACAAUAUUUGGAAACCAAUCUGUCAUUAUCCUGAAAAAUGAACCGAUCAGGGUCCCGAUCCGCAAUGUUUUCGUAGCGCAACGACAUUCGUAAGCUUAUGGUAAACUAUAGAGUUACAACCGUUCGUAACUUCAGUUUGUGGAUCAGGACCCUGAACUCCACAUCUUCAGGAGUACUCUUACUUUCAUUUUGACCAUGAUCUUAGUGUGUUGAAAAUCCGUAUUUCAAACAACGAUAAAGCUGCAAUACAUUGUCUGCUUUAGGUAAAUCGGAAAAUAUUGUCUCGUUGCUUUACAAUAUGAUAUCAUUCGUUGGUAUCCAAUGUGUGGUGUGAAUCUGUUACACUAAGUCUUGUCUUCACGUCCACGUGGGGGAUAUUACCUUCGGAAACAGCACAGCAUUUUGUAUAGGUGUGAAGGGCAAUUGUUCACCAAACUGGCUUCCACACGUGACACCCCAAUUAUCGUUAUGUCGUCACCGUUUAGAAUGACGUAAACAUCCAAUGACAUCUCAAUCCUUUGUGGCUGAAGCUGGUUCGUUUUACAUUUUACACACAAGGCACCUGUUGUAACUGUUUACAAAUGAAGGGAUCAAAGAAUGAUUUUGGAUGAUAAACAGGAUCUUACUUCCGUGUCUUUUGGUAUCCAGUACAUCAACACUUUUUGAUAAACAGCCACCGUCGGAGUUUUAAACUUUUAUCGAUUGGUGUUGGCGUAUUUUUAUUAACUCAAAAGACACUAGGUGAGAUUAUCGAUGUAUUCUUGGAACUAGAACUGUUCUAACAACAACUGAAUCAAGUCAUUUUCUUUCAUUUCUUAUAUUCGGGAUGGUUAACCAGGUUGUUUCGGUUCAUUCGUUAUCGUUCAUCUCUUUCCUCAACGUACCGAGUCUCCGUUUGGCUUCUCACGGAAUGACACGGAUGUUCACGAAUGAUAUCGUUUAAGAAGUGCAAUAUUUCACGUGACGAUUCUCCAGUCUUAUUAUACCUAUUAACAAUGUUGAACAAUCUUCAUAACAAUGUUCAUAUAUGUGUUUACAUGUGUGUGAUAAAACACUCAUUACAUUAAGAGUACACUUAAUAUAUAUGUUUUCUACAAUCUCAUCUUUCUUCUUUCAAACAUUAUUAUUAUUAAUUGUUAUUAUUAUUCAGGCUACAGGAAAGGAAAAAACCCGGAUAAUGUGUAGGUAUGUAAUGAAAAGAACCUUACUAUUUUCACUGUGGUUUACAAGCGUAUAUACACCAUCCUGGGCGUAAAUGUAUCUGCUGGUCCAUGUUUCAGGUUAUAUAUUUUAUAUCUUAAUCAGACUGGUAAACCUGGACUACUGUUUGGAUCGCUCGAUUAUAAAUCUGACAAACAUUCAAAGGUUGUGGUGUUGUGUACAGUGAUGGGCUUCCGUCAUGUUACGCACGGUUCCCAGCUAAGGAUAUCUAUGCAUCGAUUAUUACUCGAUAUUUGUCAGGCAUAUGUGAACUGUGAGG
Molecule: messenger RNA, 2675 nt
Organism: Haliotis rubra (blacklip abalone)
Lineage: Eukaryota; Metazoa; Mollusca; Gastropoda; Lepetellida; Haliotidae
Product: CB1 cannabinoid receptor-interacting protein 1-like
Exons: 3
Coding region: 345-830 (161 amino acids)
Biological process (GO): negative regulation of signaling receptor activity
Cellular component (GO): plasma membrane
Molecular function (GO): type 1 cannabinoid receptor binding
Source: RefSeq, a predicted model, not a curated record